This is a messenger RNA of Trypanosoma theileri, 930 nucleotides long. RefSeq lists its product as uncharacterized. NCBI's taxonomy places the organism in Eukaryota, Euglenozoa, Kinetoplastea, Trypanosomatida, Trypanosomatidae. The transcript has a single exon. The record is from RefSeq and is a predicted model, not a curated record. Bases 1 to 930 code for a protein of 309 amino acids.
AUGGUACCUCGCGUAGUAUCUCUUUACGGGGCCCCCGCGCUGCUUCUCACUGCCGUUGUGUUUCUCGCUGUGCUUCUCUACACGCAUCCCGCAGUGGGUGCCACCAUGUCGGACACCUUCGCUGCUGUUGUGGCUGAGAAUGUGCAGUUGGCGGUGCGGCACUCCCGCCGCGUUGUUGGGGCUUUACUGCCGCCAGCCGCUCGUCCACACAUGAAACAAUUUCUCGCCGGAUUGACAUCGCCCGCCCUCGUCGCGCAGGGACUCCGCACUAUUCCAGGCACCAUCACAACAACAUCUACUACUACUACUACUACUAAUAAUAAUAAUAUGAUGUUAAGAGUGCAGGAUAUUUUGGCUUUCCCCGUGGAGAAGUUCUUCUAUGCGCUGGGCGGUAUGGUGGCGGAGUUAUUACUAUUGCGUUUACUUGUCCAUCCACGCCGUACACGUCCCUUUUCUUCUUCUUCCACUUCUUCUUCAUCGUGUGGGUUCUUUACAACACACUUUGGGUGGUGGCUGCUGCUGCUCGCUGUGGCGGUUCCCAACGGUGUGGUGGAGGCGGGCGUCGUGAUUGCGCUGCUGGCGCGACUGCCGCCGGAGACGUACACGCCGGCCGUCGUUGCGGGCAAAUUGCUGCAGCCGUACGUUGCGGCCGCCCUGCGGAGUUGUCCAGCCGUUGCGAGAUUUCUGCACUCCCCGCUUUGGUGGCGAUCAUCACCGCAGCCCGUUGGACGGGAAUCUCAACAACAACAAGGAAAAGGAAAAGGCGAAGGCGAAGAGUGGUUGGGGUCUCUUGUGGAGGUGGCGCUGUGGGGAUCUCUCGCGUUGACGGUGUUGUUGUUUCUGGCGCGGUGGGUGUGUGCGGAGCCGGCCGGCUGCGAGGGGGACGUGGGCGGCGAGAGUGACGGGGAGAGUGAAGAGGAUGUGAACUGA